Messenger RNA from Melospiza melodia melodia, 636 nucleotides. Its product is annotated as C-type lectin domain family 2 member H-like. Lineage: Eukaryota; Metazoa; Chordata; Aves; Passeriformes; Passerellidae. The coding region runs from base 172 to 636 and encodes 154 amino acids. The record is from RefSeq and is a predicted model, not a curated record. The transcript is spliced from 4 exons.
GUGAGGGGGUACGAGUCGCACCCAUUGUGACCGGAGGCGCAGCGGCUAUCGCGCCCAGAGCCCGGCAAGGCUAUAAUAAAGCUGGGAAGCGGCUUCAGCUCAGGGUGCCAUCACCGCAGCUGCAAAGCUGUUCCCGAUGCCGAGCUCCCAAAGGAUCUGCCCGCACUCCUGAUGUCUCGGGAGCAAGGUGCUGUUUAUUCCACACAGAGAGGUGCCAGCUGUGAGCAGGAGGAGAGUGAACUCUGCACCAUUCAUCAGGUGGUGAAUGAACCUCUGGAGAUCAGAUCAGCAACAAGAAAUACACUCAGAAGAUUCCUGGGUGAACGGUUCAGGUGCCAUCCCGUGGGCACGGCGGUGCUGAUUCUGCUGCUCCUGGUGCUGGUGCUGGCUUUGGGGGCGGCCUUGGCUGUGCAGUCAGCAGCACAGGUUCCAGUUACACCUGCAACCUCACAGUGUGUUCUGGGCUGUCCCUUUGAGUGGGUUGGGCACAAGGGGAUCUGCUACUACUUCUCACGGGAUUACAGCACGUGGGAGCAGGGUCAGGAACGGUGCUCCGAGCUCAAUGCCUCCCUGGCCAUUGCCCAGGAUGAGGAGGCCAUGGUGAGUGAGGGGCUGCGGGCGCUGUGGGGUGGCUGA